AAAAUCAGAAAAUAAUGAACGAGUUUCAGCCAACUGCACCUUAUUCACGCCACAAACAACCUAUCGAUGUGAUACCAAUAUUUAGCCCGCGACAAUCAGCUGCUCGCUACUGCGAUAGUUCGAAAGAAGAAGAGAAAAAGCUGACCCAAGCUCGACACUUACUAGACUUCACUUCCGACUACUUAAACGAUGAAACCACACAAAAGUCAAAGCAGAUAAGAAGGCCCCCCUCACCACCCCCAACGAUUGUGCUGUGUGCUGGAAAAUUGUUGCUGCGCACAGGAGAGGAGAGGAGACGGACACGACAGAAGACGUAGACAAACCAAACGGGUGGAAAAAGAGGUCCAAAGCUGCCAGGCGGGCUUGGCUAACGUAUGACGGAGAUAAAGAUAAAGCCCCACAGUCAGUGCAUUGAAGAAAAGAUACCAGCUGGCAAAAUCAAGCGAAAAGUGGAGCUAACUAGGUGCCUUCAACAAUAAUAUAAUCAACAGCAACAGCUGCGUGAGUGUGUUUGUGUGUGCAAUAGUGUGUGUGUGUGUACUGUGUGUUGGGUGCGCAGUGUUGUUGGUGCCGUCGUCGUCGUCGUUGUUGCGUCGUGGUGGUCGUGACACAACAGUAACAAAAUAUUGAGCCGUCGAGCAAAACACAUAAUGUGGUCGUUCUUCUCGCGCGACUCCACCAAAGACUUCCCCUACGACAUUGGUGAACCAGUCAGUGGCUUCGACAACUACUCCAUAUGGACGCUGCACAAGGCCAAGCGCAAAGGCACCCUCGAGGAGGUCUCCGUCUUUGUCUAUGACAUACGCAGCGGCUCUGACACGAAAUGUGAGCUGGCCAAGGCGGCAUUGAAGCGGCUGAAAACGUUGCGUCACCCGAGCAUACUGCAAUACUUGGACUCACUGGAGACGGACAAGAUGCUGUACGUGGCCACGGAGGCGGUGGAUCCACUGGGCACAUAUUUCACCAAACUGGCCACAGACAAUGUCCAGAAGGGCCUCUACCUGGCCUGGGGCAUCUUCCAGAUCACGCGUGCCCUGUCCUUCCUCAACAACGAUGGCAAUCUGAGGCAUAACAACGUGUCUGCCUGGUCGGUAUUUGUCAACGCUUCGGGCGAGUGGAAGCUGGGCAGCCUGGAGUAUGUUUCCGCCGCCGAUGGCAAUCCCAUGCCGCCGGUGAAAAUCCCAGUCACCCUGGAGGUCUACGACUCGCCCGAGAAGAAUGAUCAGAGCAAGCUCAAGGCGGCCACCAAAUGUUCUGUGGACAUGUGGGGCCUGGGCUGCCUCGUGUGGGAGGCGUUUAAUGGGGUUCUGAAGCAGCGCUCGAACCUCAAGGAUAUCGAUCACAUACCCAAAUCCCUGCAGUCGCUCUACUGCGAGCUGGUGGGUGCCUCGCCUUCGAAUCGGCCCAAUCCGGCGGAUAUCAUUACCCGCUGUCGGAAGCCGGGCGGCUUCUUCAAGAACGAUUUGGUGGACACUCUGCUCUUCCUGGAGGAAAUCCAAAUCAAAGACAAGGCGGAAAAGAAUCGGUUCUUCAGUGGCCUCACCACACACCUGGACAACUUUCCCGAUAAUGUGUGCAAGCACAAGAUACUUCCACAGCUGAUAAACUCGUACGAGUAUGGAGAUGCGGGCUCCGCUGUGCUUGCGCCCAUGUUCAAGCUGGGCAAACUGUUGGACGAGUUGGAAUAUCAGAAGCGGAUUGUGCCCUGCGUCGUCAAGUUGUUUGCCUCCACGGAUCGUGUGACGCGGUCACGUCUGCUGCAGCAGUUGGAUCUGUUCAUAGCCCAUCUGCAGCCACAGGUGGUCAACGAUCAGAUAUUCCCGCAAGUGGCUCAUGGAUUUCUGGACACAAAUGCCACCAUUCGCGAGCAGACGGUCAAAUCGAUCAUUCAUUUGGCUCCCAAGUUGAAUUACAAUAAUCUCAACGUGGAGGUUCUGCGCCAUUUUGCGCGUCUGCAGGCGCGCGAUGAUCAGGGUGGCAUCCGGACCAAUACGACCGUGUGCCUGGGCAAGAUUGCACCGCAUUUGCAUCCGCAGGUGCGUCAGCGUGUCCUGGUCUCUGCCUUUAUUCGUGCCAUGCGAGAUCCAUUCCCGCCGGCACGUGUGGCCGGCGUAUUGGCGCUGGCCGCCACCCAGCAGUACUUUUUGCUCAGCGAGGUGGCCAAUCGUGUCUUGCCAUCGCUGUGUUCGCUGAGCGUUGACCCGGAGAAGACAGUGCGCGAUCCGGCGUUUAAAACCAUACGCGGAUUCCUGGGCAAGUUGGAGAAGGUAUCCGAGGAUCCCAGUUUGCGUGAGACGAUGGAGGCUGAUGUGCACACGGCAACGCCAUCGAUCGGCAAUGCUGCAGCCACCUGGGCGGGAUGGGCUGUGACGGCCGUUACAGCCAAGUUCUAUCGCAGCCAAAGUGAUUCAUCUAGACCAAGACCACCUUUAACUGGACGCAAUCUAUCCAAGCCAGCGUCGCUUGAGCAACCAUCGAGCAGCAGCCUUUCUACCACCACAAGUAGUGUUACCUCAAUGACCUCGCUGGAGCAUGAGAGCAAUGAGACCUCCGCCUCGGCCUCCGACUAUGGCAACAACGAUUGGGACAACGAAAACUGGGGGAAAUGGAUGUAAGCAUAAAGCCAUAAAACCAUAAAGAAAGACUUACAUUAAAUGGGUUUUCCGCAGACCUCUCAGGAUCCCAGCAGUCCGCUGGCAGCCACCUCCAACAAUGGUGGUGCAUUGGUGGCCACCAAUGCCCUGAUUGAGGUGCGCGAUGGCUGGGACAACGAGGAAUGGGGUAGCCUCGAAGAGGAUCCGUGCGAGGAGGAGGAGCAGGCGGAACAGGAACACCAACAGCAGCAGCUGUUGGCAAGACAAUCGAUAUCCUCCACAACAUCAUCCAGUCAGCAGCAGCAGCAUCGUCCGCUGCUGCCGCACCAGCAUCCGCAUCAACAGCAGCUGCAGCAGCACGAACUAAACGAGCUGAUCGAACCGCUGGCCAAACUCAAUUCCCAUGUCACGUCGCCGUCGAAGAGCCAGCAGCAGAACAUGCUGCGGCCCAAGGAGCUGCCCAAUCUAUCCAGCAGCAAUACGUCGCCCACGUCGGCAACUGCCAAUUGCAAUAAUAUAAGCCCGCCUUCGUCGCAUUUGAAUAAUUCGACGCAUAAUGCCAAUUGGAAUAGCGAUUCGUGGGCCGAUGGUGAAUUUGAGACGCUGGAGGAGCCGGGUAUGGGCAAUAAACUGGAUGAUGCGCGGCGCAAGCGCGAGGAGAAGAAACUGCAGCGACAACGUGAACUGGAGGCUCGUCGCGCCCAGCGAGCGACUGGCCCAUUGAAAUUGGGCGCCAAAAAGCUUUAAAAGUAAUAACCGAAUAACAGCAUUGUGUGUUUUAUAUAGCUGUUAUUUCCAUAACCCCCUCUCCCCUCAAUUAAAUUUAAGCUCCCAUAAAGUGUAUUUGUAUAUUUCUAAAUGCGUGUGUGCAUCCCCCCUGUGUAUGUGUGUGUACUCGUAAAUGUUUUGCAUUCAAUGCAAUCUCAGUGUUUUUUGGAGCCUCCAAUUUCGAUACAGUUUAUAGCCAUAUUAUACAUAGUCGUAAUGCCGGCACCCGAUAUUCACUAAUGUAUCUCUCUUACGAAAUUUCAAAUGUAAAGCACUGUAAUUAAAAAUGUAAUUUAUAUUUAUAUAAAACCCCCUCCCCCCAAGCAGUAGUUAGUAAAUAUGUAACUUCAAAUUUGUACUUUUUAGUAAUCGAAAGAAAUCAACUAAAAUAUAGCGAUGAGCCCUUGCCCUUGCAGGGCCAACUCAACGUAGCCUGUGUUGAGAUUACAUUUUGAUAUAAGAAAUGUUAGAAGAAAGCAUGUCCAAGGUCCGAAUCUCUGCAGGGGAUCCAUCUGCAGGGAAUUUUUGUGUAAAUUGAGGUGUGAAAGGAUUCAAUAUCAAAGUUGGAAGAUGGAUAAACGGAAAGUGAAAUCUUUUCCCACUCCUACUAUCAGUGUGUGCCUGUUUUUCUCUCUCUCUCUGUGUGGUUGUCUGUGUGUGCUUGAGCGUUUUCCUAACUUAUUUUACUCGCCAAUUUUCCAAGCUAGAAAAGAAAAGUAUUCCAUAUUAGAUUUUCUAGCAGCGCUGUAAGAAGACAAACAUUUAAAUGAAUAAAUAAAAAAACAAAAUAAAAAAUAUUUUUGCGAAUAGAGAGCGUAACCAAAAAUUUGUGAAUUUUAAUACAUUAAUAUACAAAAAAAAAAUAUAAUACAAAGUACAUAUUUUUAUAUAGCUCAUAAUAAAUGGAAACGAAUUAAAUAGAACCAACAGCAACUAACAAACAAACAACAAAAAAAAAAAAGAGAAAAAACGCAAACCAAACACAAGCAAUUAGUGAAUGGAAACAAAUUUUGAUAGCUUUUCCACAGAAAUAACAUUUUUGAAUCGUAUGUAGUUGAAAUUGCACUUGUUAUAUUGAUGAUAAGUAUCGUAUCCUAUGUUUGCUGCAUACAUAUGUACAUACGUAUGUAUGUAUGUAUGGUAGGAUCGUGAUUAAUUGCGUUUUCUUUUUCUACGGCAUUUUUAAAGUAUUUUCCCCGAGUAAGGAACAGCACCAAAAAACCGCAAGGCCAUUUAUUGCAUGUGAAAACUAUUAGAGUUGCCUAAGCAUUACAAAAACACACUGAUAACUUUUGAAAGUCCUGUACAUAUACAAAUAUAAGUAUACCAGAUUAUACAUACAUACAUAUACCUUAACAUACAUAUAUGCCGAUUUUUUCCAAUACCUCAAUAUCAGUGUACAAUUUUUCCAUAAUACAUAUAUUUUUGAAAUACGAAAAUAAUAACCCAAAAUGAAAGUAACAAACAAAAAACAAAAGUGUUGAAUUUUUGAAAUCUCAUUGUUGUCGAAGCAGCAGCAGCGUCUGUGUGUGUGUAUGGGAAAACAUAUACCUUUUGCAUACAUUCCAAGCAAACAUAUUGUAUAUUUGUAAUUUAUGCAACUCGACCCACAGCUCCCCUAUGGUCACGCCUUCAGCCUCCAGUCUACAGUCUCUCGUUCCUCAAGCUCCCUGGCAUUCAUUGGCAAAACAUUUUUCGUACAAUCCAAAAAAUUCUCUCAGAAAAUUCAACAUUUGAAUAAAAAUAAAAGAAAAACAUAUAAUUGAUAUAUGGAAAAUUUAUU
Messenger RNA from Drosophila obscura, 5145 nucleotides. RefSeq names its product N-terminal kinase-like protein (gene yata). The record is from RefSeq and is a predicted model, not a curated record. The transcript has 9 exons. Lineage: Eukaryota; Metazoa; Arthropoda; Insecta; Diptera; Drosophilidae. Gene Ontology annotation, molecular function: ATP binding; protein kinase activity. Gene Ontology annotation, biological process: protein phosphorylation.